AUGGCGGGUGUUCGGAGGGGUUUGGAGAGCUGUAUGGACCACGGCGGGUGUUCGGAGGGGUUUGGAGAGCUGUAUGGACCACGGCGGAAAGAUAAUUUGCUCCAUAUGACUGACAGUAGGUGCCUGGUAAACCUGCAAACUGUGUGCACAGAUCAGCUCAACAGUUUAUCUUUCUGUCUUCAGUGCAAGGAGUUCACCUUCCACACUGGCUAUGAGGUGCUUGUACAGCGGCUGCUGGAUGGGAGAAAGAUGUGCAAAGAUGUGGAGGAUUUGCUCAAGCAAAGAGCACAAGCAGAAGAGAGAUAUGGGAAAGAGCUGAUUCAAAUCGCCCGAAAAGCAGGAGGACAAACAGAAAUCAACACACUGAAGGCAGCAUUUGAGAUGCUCAAGCAACAAAUUGAAAGUGUUGGAAACUCUCAUAUCCAGCUGGCAGUAAUGCUGAAGGAUGAACUGAAAGGAAUAGAGGAGUUCCGAGAAAGACAGAAGGAGCAAAGAAAAAAGUACAAGUCUGCGAUGGAGCGUGUGCAGAAGAGCAAGUUGUUGCAGUAUAAGAGAACAAUGGAGUCAAAGAAGACCUACGAACAGAAGUGCAAGGAGGCAGAUGAGGCUGAGCAGUCCUUUGAACAGACAAGUGCUUCAGGCAACCAAAAGCAGACAGAAAAGAGUCAGAACAAAGCCAAGCAAUGCAGAGAUGCAGCAAAUGAAGCAGAGAACGUGUACAAACAGAACAUUGAGCAGCUGGAUAAGGUCAGGACGGAGUGGGAACAGGAACAUAUCAAAACCUGCGAGGUCUUCCAGCUGCAGGAGUGCGACCGCAUCACCAUCCUCCGCAACUCGCUGUGGGUCCACUGCAACCAGCUCUCCAUGCAGUGUGUGAAGGACGACGAGCUGUAUGAAGAGGUUCGCGUAAGCUUGGAGAACUGCAUUGUAGAGUCAGACAUAGACUACUUCAUUAAGACCAAAAUGACAGGAACACAACCUCCAG
Messenger RNA from Pterocles gutturalis (yellow-throated sandgrouse), 985 nucleotides. RefSeq names its product proline-serine-threonine phosphatase interacting protein 1 (gene PSTPIP1). Gene Ontology annotation, cellular component: actin filament; plasma membrane; cytoplasm. Gene Ontology annotation, biological process: actin filament polymerization. Gene Ontology annotation, molecular function: actin filament binding. Lineage: Eukaryota; Metazoa; Chordata; Aves; Pterocliformes; Pteroclidae. The transcript is spliced from 11 exons. The record is from RefSeq and is a predicted model, not a curated record. The annotation marks the transcript as partial.